Molecule: messenger RNA, 820 nt
Organism: Labeo rohita (rohu)
Lineage: Eukaryota; Metazoa; Chordata; Actinopteri; Cypriniformes; Cyprinidae
Exons: 6
Biological process (GO): interleukin-15-mediated signaling pathway; positive regulation of ERK1 and ERK2 cascade; T cell activation
Cellular component (GO): membrane raft; external side of plasma membrane
Molecular function (GO): MHC class II protein binding; protein tyrosine kinase binding
Source: RefSeq, a predicted model, not a curated record
AUGGCUAAGUUAACUCCACCAACAUUUCCUCUUUUCUUUACAACUCGAUGUACCAGUGGAGUGAAUGAGACUCAUGUGUUCAUCAGUUCUGGGGAAAAUGUCUGUCUGCCCUGUAAUAAUCAUCUUCAUGACUGUACAUCGACUACAUGGAUCUAUAGCAGACAUUCAGCAGCAGUUGAACUGAUUGGUUUAGGGAUAAAGAAGAAAAACAAUGAGAGACUGAGUCUGGGGUCUGACUGCUCUCUGAACAUCACGAACGUCAUAAAAGAAGAUUCUGGAUUUUACAUCUGCCAACAAUGGACAGAUGCGAAUGGACGACACCAAAAACAAGCAAAUGAUACACGUGUUUAUCUGCAUGUUCUUCAUGUCUCUUCAUCAUCCUCACAGACUGAGAUCAGUGCAGGCAGCUCUGUGACUCUCUCCUGUCAGUUGUAUUCAUAUUCAUAUUCAUAUUCAUAUACUGGAGUCUCUUGUGAUGAUUGGAUCCGUUCUGAGGGAAUUCAGCUGUUCUGGGUGAAUCAGGCUGGUGUUAAACUGACAAUAUCAGACUCCAGAUAUCAGAUAUCAGCUCCAGGACACUGUAUCAUCACUCUGACUACAACACUCCUGAAUGAAGAUGACAACAGAGAGUGGAGAUGUGAAGUUACUCACAGAAAUCAAGUCAAGACCUCAGUCACAUAUACUGUCAAGAGUUCAGCACAAACUGAAGACAGUUGGACUGCUGGAUCAUUAUUCAGAGUGAUUGUGAUUAUUGUUGAGUUUGCAGUGUUUGCUGCUCCUACUGUGAUUCUUCUUCAGAUCAUCUGUGCAAGAAGAGCUG